Molecule: messenger RNA, 613 nt
Organism: Aphanomyces invadans
Lineage: Eukaryota; Oomycota; Saprolegniomycetes; Saprolegniales; Verrucalvaceae
Exons: 1
Coding region: 178-549 (123 amino acids)
Source: RefSeq, a predicted model, not a curated record
ACUCCGGCUGCGACUAUCCCUGUGGAUGGCACCACCCCUGAACCCACCACCGACGAACCCGACCUCGAUGAAACCCCUGAACCAACCACCGACGGACCAACGGAAGUUCCUGUCACAACGAUUGCCUCGUCCACUGAUGCCGCCGCCAACAGUGUCGUCGAGUCUGGCAACCCGCUCAUGGCCAUGUCUCACCACGUGUCCAAAGCGUACUUGGACGCCGGUGUCGAAUGCGCCGCGUUGAACCCGUCGUCCGUGUGCCAAUCGAAGCGUCUCGCCGCCAAGUUGCAAAACGAAAUGCAGCACAUCAACUACGCCACGAUCGACAUGUCGGCAGUCUACGAACGCACCAGCACGUCGUCGUCGUCGUGGCCCUCUGUUGAGGUGGAAUCCACCACGACCGCUGGCAUCAUCGCAGCGUGUGUUCUUGCUUUCGCCGUCCUGCGCACCCAGCGCCGCCGCUCCGGUUACGUCGGCAUUCCUCAAGCCAGCGGCACCACCGAAGCUGCCCCGGCUGCCAUCAACUGGCCGUGGUACACUUCCUCCAACUAAGGUCGUGCUAUGCUCGCGCUACUACAUGUGUAAGCUUGAAAAUGGCCUUUUCCAGUUGCAGCAA